Molecule: messenger RNA, 318 nt
Organism: Magnolia sinica
Lineage: Eukaryota; Viridiplantae; Streptophyta; Magnoliopsida; Magnoliales; Magnoliaceae
Product: sulfite reductase [ferredoxin], chloroplastic-like
Exons: 2
Coding region: 1-318 (105 amino acids)
Source: RefSeq, a predicted model, not a curated record
AUGAAUAAGGUGAAGAUUAAUGAUCUAGAAAAGGUUUUGGAGCCAUUUUUAUACAACUGGAGACACAAACGCCAACAGGGAGAAUUUUUCAGCAAUUUCACAACCCGCCUGGGCUUUAACAAACUGAAAGAGAUAAUUGAGAAGUGUGAGGACUUAGCAAAGGCACCAGCAUCAUUUAAUCUAAAGUUUUUUGCGGACAAAGACACAUAUGAAGCCAUGGAAGAACUUGCAAAGCUGCAGAACAAGACUGCUCACCAACUGACCAUGGAAGUCAUCCGUAACUUUGUUGCCGCCCAGCAAAAUGGCAAAAGUGAAUGA